This is a messenger RNA of Impatiens glandulifera, 1143 nucleotides long. RefSeq lists its product as uncharacterized. The transcript has a single exon. Gene Ontology annotation, molecular function: nucleic acid binding; zinc ion binding. The coding region runs from base 1 to 1143 and encodes 380 amino acids. NCBI's taxonomy places the organism in Eukaryota, Viridiplantae, Streptophyta, Magnoliopsida, Ericales, Balsaminaceae. The record is from RefSeq and is a predicted model, not a curated record.
AUGCGCCCCGAAGAAAUAAUAAAGGAAUUUGGUGACCGUUUCACUAACAUUUUGAAUGAACUCUCACUCUUUGGAAAGACGUACGACAACAAAGAGACAAUCGUCAAAUCUCUAAGAGUGCUUCCUAGCGCUUGGGAUGUCAAAACCAUGGUGAUGAGAGAAUCAAGAGGUUUUCAUAAUAUGAAGUUGCAUGAUGUCUUUGAAGAUCUAAAAUCUUAUGAGUUCGAGAUGAACUCAAGAAAUGAAGAUGAGGCCUUACCUUCAACAACUACCAGAGCUUUGGUGACCUCCGUGGAACCGAUAGCUCUAGUACCUAUCAAGACAACCGAACAAUUCAGCGAUGAUGCAAUGGCUAUGCUUACAAGGAAGUUUGGAAAAUUCAUGAAGAAGAAUCAACCCAACAACUCCUAUAAAUACAACUAUUCAAACGGUAAUAAAGCUAACAUUCGUUGUUUUAAUUGUGAUGCUUUAGGUCACUACAGGUCAGAGUGCCGAAAGCCAAGAAGAGACGAUAGAAAGUCAACCGAUCAAAACCAAAGAGAAGAUCAUCAAUCAAAUAAUCAAAAUAAAGAGAUCCAAAAGGCAUUUCUAGAAGAUGACAGCGAAAGUAAGUGGACUCAAAGCGAUUCGGACAGUUACGAUGAAGGAAUCAGAUGUCUCAUGGCAAACGAGAAAGAGGUAUUUGACUUUGCCUCUAAGGAGUUCACCCAAGAAGAUCUGAUUACUACACUCAAUGACAUGGUCAUUGAGUAUAGGAAUCUGUCUAAUCUUUUACCAACCCAACUAAAUAAUCAAACUAGCAGAACAAUUGAACUAUCCUCUAAGAAUGAGAAGCUCAAGGAGACAAUUCAAUUGUUGACUGAAGAAAACGAAAGAAAACAAUAUUUGAUUGCUGCAUGGACAAAAUCUAGAGAUUAUGUGAGACAAAUGAAUAGUCAUCAAAGACCUCCUAACUACAAGUUCAUUCUAGGCUACGACAACAGAAGUCUAGAUAAGCCAUGCAAAGAGUUGAAACUUAGUAAAGACAAGCUUCCAUUUAUAACCUUUGUCAAGAGUACAUCAACUAACAGUGAAGCAUGUCAUGAUUCAAUUAAACCGACAAAAGAACUAAAGUAUGUGGGACCAACCGAUAAGUCACGAUGA